This is a messenger RNA of Cuscuta campestris, 1453 nucleotides long. NCBI's taxonomy places the organism in Eukaryota, Viridiplantae, Streptophyta, Magnoliopsida, Solanales, Convolvulaceae. The record is from the annotation of a GenBank genome assembly.
AAUUAUAAAAAUUAUAUAUUAAUAAUCUAUAUGUUAAGACAAAUCAAACAAGAUCACACAUGACUAUUUUUAGACUUACACAUUGAGAGAAUUUGAUGAGUCAAAGUGCUUAGAUGAACAGUUCCAAAAGUCAAAACUAGACAAAAAGAGUGGGACGGAGAAUCAUGCCACCCAGCGAUGGGAAGAUCUUCCCAUCGAUCUUCCCAUCGCUGGGUAAGCAGUCCCUCAGCGAAACUGAUUUCCAGAACCAUGCCAAAAGCAAUGGGAAACUCUACCCAUCGCUGUUCAAGCCUUGGUCCAACAUUAUCACAAGGCAGAAUGCCCUUACCCAGCGAUGGGAAACCUAUCCCAUCGAUGGGAACCCAGCGAUGAUCUCCUGCUGCUCAACCGCCAAGGAGAUGUGGGAUAAACUUGAGGUGACGUACGAAGGAACGGACCAAGUACGUGAAGCCAAGAUUGACUUCCUCACCCAAGAAUAUGAGAUGUUCAGGAUGAAGGAGCACGAGAAGAUCGACGACAUGUUCGACCGAUUUUCCAAGAUAGUCAACGAUCUUCAUGCAUUGAAGAAGACUUACACCGACAGGGAUCUUGUACGAAAGAUCCUACGAAGCUUGACAUCCGAAUGGCGAUCUAAGGCUGAUGCCAUCUAUGAGUCAAUCGGCACAUCAAAUGUCACCAUCGACAGUUUAAGAGGUAACUUAAAAACAUAUGAAUCUACUAUACUUAAUCCGUCUUUGAAUGACCAGAGAAAAUGCAUAGCAUUAAAAGCCUCCAAAGAACCGACAAUGAAUGACUCAAGCGACGAAGAUGAAGUCAAGCUCAUCAUGAAGAAGUUUUGCAAACUUCUAAAGAAAGAGAAGGCUGAGGAUGGCCCUGUGCGCUAUGGAUGUGGUGAAGCCGGGCACAUCAAGAACAAAUGCCCAAGAAACGGAAGGAAUGCUCGUCACUUCAAAAAGCAAAGAGCAUACAUCUCUUGGGGUGGCGACUCCGGCAAUGAGUCAAGCGAGCAAGAGGAAGACGAGGAAGCAAACCUUUGUCUCAUAGCUCAAGAAGAAGAGGAGUCCGCCAACGACGAAAACCAAGAGGGAAGCUUGUUUCCCUUGGUUGUACGAAGGAAAGGUAUUUUCCUUCGGGUUGAAGUCUUGGAGUGCGGUAUCUCCGAGCAAGUGUUGUUGAGGCUCGUGGGACUCGAGUUCUCAGGUUGUAACGGUUUGUUAAGCACCCGUAAGCUUAACGGAAGUAGUGUAGCUCGAGAGAGUCUCUCGGGAGACUGGAUUAGCCACACGUUGUGGUGAACCAGUAUAAAUCUUGGUGUGCUCCCUUUACGCUUUCUACGCUCUUUACUUUUCACGUUCUUAAUUUUUUAUUCCUGCGAUUUCUGCGAUCAAACGCUAUUCACUCCCCCUCUAGCGUUGGUCACUUAUUCUAACAGAAAUCAAUAGAGUACCUAAGU